This is a messenger RNA of Cuscuta epithymum, 689 nucleotides long. The record is from the annotation of a GenBank genome assembly. NCBI's taxonomy places the organism in Eukaryota, Viridiplantae, Streptophyta, Magnoliopsida, Solanales, Convolvulaceae.
CUUGUCAUCAGGACACUAAUCCAAUUUCCAUCCUUGUAAUAAACAGAUGGCUAGGUUUAAUGUUGCCAGCAUAUUAUGUAGAAUGAUUCUUUGAUGAUUCAUCACCAAGCUCCAUCAGUAUAAAUAGGGGUUUGGUGAUGCCUUGUAAAUGUACUUAGAAAUUCAGAAACUCAGAAAAUUUCAUAGAUAAAGAAGAAGUUAUUUAGAGGUUUUUAUCAAUAUAUCUAUCUCUUAAAGUUGUUCUUCACAUUCUUCAUUUCACAACACGUUAUCAGCACGAAUCUGCUCAAAAUCUUCAACCAUCAGUAUCUUCUUCAAAAUCUCCUGCAGUCUAAAAUGGCCAACAUUAGCAAAAGAGAGUUCGACGUUCUUGAUUUGUCCGGUCAAAAAUAUUUGGAAUGGAAAGUCGAUGCUCUGGCACAUCUUAAGGCUAAUGGUUUAGAAGAAACAAUUGAAGCCAAUAAUAUGUCAUCUUCCCAAGACAAAGCGAAAGCUAUCAUUUUCCUCCGUCACCACCUCCAUGAAAGUCUCAAAUCUGAAUAUCUUUUGGUUGAUGAACCAAAAGAAUUAUGGGACAAUUUACAAGAGAGGUAUGGUCACCAGCAAAAGGUACUUUUGCCAAAAGCUCAGUAUGACUGGAUCAAUUUAAGAUUCCAGGAUUUUAAAUCUAUCAGUGACUAUAAUUCUGC